Messenger RNA from Rotaria sordida, 657 nucleotides. Lineage: Eukaryota; Metazoa; Rotifera; Eurotatoria; Philodinida; Philodinidae. The record is from the annotation of a GenBank genome assembly.
AUGAAGAGGGACUCACGAUUCACUGAUGAAGCGAAUGCUUACUGUCAACUAGCUGUUUCAAUUUUACCCUCAUCGGAAAGUCCCACGAUCAAAGAAGUGCGUGAAGCAGAUGAAAAACUGUUCACCAAAGGUAAUGAAAAACUUAUCGGAACAUUCAAGGGUACUCUACAAGAAGAGCACGUGAAGGUCAACUGUGCAGAGAUUCCUAUUACAAUCUAUAUACCAAUAGAUGUUAACAGGGAUAAACUAGUUAUAUUUUUCCAUGGUGGAGGGUGGACUAGUUCCAGUCGCAAGACGCACCAAACAAUGGUCAAUACUCUUGCCGACGAUCCGAUGUACAUUCUUACACCUGCAACGCUUGACUGGUUGAAGUUGCACGCAUUUCAUGAUGCAAACGAUCUGAAAGAUCCUCGAGUAUCUGUUCUUCUCAACAAAUCUUUCAACACCUUGCCACCAUGUUUAUUUAUUGCCGCCGAACUGGAUCCGCUCCGAGACGACAGUUACGCAUAUCAGGAGUUACUUGACAAGGCGGGCGUCAAAACCAAACUUUUACUUGUCAAAGGUGUCCUGCAUGAUUUUCUUGCUUUUCCAGGUACCUAUCCGAAAGCGUGUACACAAGCGGUCGAUGUCAUUCAACAGUUUGUGUCUGAACUUUAA